GAUAUUGAGUGGACUGAAAACUCUCUCUCCCAAGAAGAUUUUCCUCGCCAUUAAUAAUUUUGUCAUGUUUGUUGCCUAUAAAAGACUUAUGGCUGAUGUCUAAUAGAGGCAAGAGCUUUUGGAUUUUUUUAUUGUUUCUUGUGAACAAAAACACCAUGGGUGGGAAGAAAAGUGAGCACUGCUACAACGCAGUGGCCAUGAAAAGGUGGAUUUGUUUCAUUGUAGCAGUAUGGCUACAAUCCAUCAAUGGCACCAAUUCAGUAUUUUCUGAUUACUCUUCUGAUCUGAAGAAAGUAAUGGGCAUUAACCAAAUCAAGCUUAACAGUUUGGCUGUGGCCUCAGAUCUUGGCAAGAUCAUGGGGUGGGUCUCUGGAGUGGGUUGCAUGCUUCUCCCAACUUGGGCUGUGCUGGGCAUUGCCAUGAGCUUGGGAAUUGUGGGAUAUGGUGUUCAAUGGCUCAUGAUGACUCAAAUUAUUCCUCCUUUGGCGUUUUGGCAGGUGUACAUGUUGUGUUUCCUAGCUGGCAAUAGCAUCUGCUGGUUCAACACAGUGAGUUUCAGGGCCGCCAUAGAAAAUUUUCCCAGCAAUAGAGGAAUUGCUUCUGGUUUAAGCACAAGCUAUUCAGGACUCAGUGCUGUUAUCUACACCUGUUUUUCUUCAAUUAUGAGUAAAGGUCAAUCAUCAUCAUACUUACUAUUGAACUUUUUAGUUCCUAGUAUAGUUGCAAUCAUUUCAGCCAUUCUCCUCCAUGUUUGUGAGUCAAAAAAGGCCAAUGAAGAAGAAAAGGUAGACAAGAAAAACAUGAUACUGUUCACUCUGAUUGCCAUUACCACUGCAGUUUGUUCCAUACUUUAUGAAUUCUUACCCCUGAGAAAUACCGAGGGCCAAGGUAUAUACAUGUCUGUCUUGUUUAUGCUUCUGCUUGUCCCUCUCUACAUACCACUAAAGUCAGCCUUUGGCCAUACCACUAAAACUAAGAAAGUAAUCAAUUACAAUUCAAGCCCAAGAAAAAGCCCAAGAACAUCUCUUGAAAUAAAGGGAGGAAAUGGGACAAAGAGUACAGAUGAAGAAAAAUCAGAGAAGAACUCUAAACUUAUAGCAGAAACCACAAACAGCCACACAAUUAUAGACAUAGAUACCCAAAAGAAGGCUAAAAAGAAAUCAGUUCCAUUACUUGGGGAGGAACAUGGCAUCAUGGACCUCUUAGCAAGCUUAGACUUCUGGCUAUAUUACUUUGUCUAUUUCUGUGGAGGAACAGUGGGUUUAGUAUAUAUUAACAACUUGGGUCAGAUUCUGCAGUCUUUAGGGUACACAAAAAACCUGAUUCUAGUGUCUCUUGUCUCCUCCUUUGGAUUUUUUGGGCGGAUUGCUUCAGGCAUUCCUGAUUAUAUUCAGCAAUGGAGAUUGACUAAAGAUUGGAGGCCUAUACCACGACCAGCAUGGAUAGGAAUAUGGAUGGUACCCAUGGCUGUAGCAUUCUUCAUGAUGGCUCUUCUUAAUCCAAGGAGCAUGGGUGUUCUUUAUGUGAGCACUGCCAUUGUUGGACUUUCAUCAGGAGCAAUCACCACCAUAGCCAUUCCUGUUUCAUCAGAGCUCUUUGGAUUGGAGCAUUUUGGUGUGAAUCACAACAUUCUUAUAACCAACAUUGCCCUGGGUUCUAUUCUUUUUGGUGAAAUUGCAGGAGUGAUUUAUGAUAAAUCUUCUUCCACACAAGGAAUAGAAGCAGGAGGUCGGCUUCUGUGCGUGGGGAGACAGUGCUAUGGGAAGACUUUCCUAUUGUGGGGAGGCGUGUGUUCGUUUGGAGUCCUACUAUGUGUGAUCCUCUGCGUAAGAACCCGUGAAUUGUAUAUAUCUAUGCACAGACAGAGCCAAAAUCAGAAUUGACAUAUAUCUGCAUUCUAAUAUUUUCGUAAGCCUAUAGAAACAAAAUCAUACUGACCUCAACCGCCCUUCAAGGCCUUACACCAAUGAAUAAUAUUUCUUCCCCGCAAGGAAGACAAUAAAUUACUUGUUGGAUUC
This is a messenger RNA of Cryptomeria japonica (Japanese cedar), 2018 nucleotides long. Its product is annotated as protein NUCLEAR FUSION DEFECTIVE 4. NCBI's taxonomy places the organism in Eukaryota, Viridiplantae, Streptophyta, Pinopsida, Cupressales, Cupressaceae. Gene Ontology annotation, cellular component: membrane. Bases 96 to 1883 code for a protein of 595 amino acids. The record is from RefSeq and is a predicted model, not a curated record. The transcript has 3 exons.